Molecule: messenger RNA, 1446 nt
Organism: Acanthosepion pharaonis
Lineage: Eukaryota; Metazoa; Mollusca; Cephalopoda; Sepiida; Sepiidae
Source: the annotation of a GenBank genome assembly
AUGUUUCCUUUUUCGAUAAUUUUAUCAUUUCUUUCUCUUUCUCUUUAUUGUUAUUUCAAUUUUCAUGUAUUCGUUAUUCGUCCUAAUUUAUAUUUUUAUUAUUUUGCCCGCAUUUCUUUUUCUUUCAUUUUACACAUUUUAAUUUUCUGUCUUUCCUUGUUUUUUCAAUUUUUUUUUUUCCUUAUUUUUUAUUUUUUUUCUUUCGUUCCAUAUUUCUUCAUUUAUUCUUUUGUUUUCUUAUUUUCCCUUUUUUUCUUCUUUUCCUCAUUUUUUCAUUUCGUAUCUUUCCUUGUUUUUCAUUUUUUUCUUUCUUUCCAUAUUUCUUCAUUUAUUCUUGUGUUUCCAUAUUUUUUUUCUUUUUCUUUCUUGUCACUAUUUCUUCAUUUAUUCCUGUAUGUCCUUAUUUUUCAUUUUUUUUCUUUCUUUUCCUAUUUCUUCAUUUAUUCCCUAUUUUUACAUUUUUCUUCCUUUCCUUGUUAUUUCAUUUUUUUUCUUUCCUUGUUAUUUCAUUUUUCUUUUCACAUAUUUUUCUUUUAUUUUAUUUUCAUAUUUUAUAUUUCUUUCCUAUUUUUCAAUAUUUUCUUUAUUUCCAUAUUUUUAAUUUCUUUUUCCUUCUUUCCUUAUCUUUUUAAUUCUUUUUUUUUAUUCUUAAUUUUUUCUUUCGUUCCUUAUUUUAUUAAUUUUCUUUCUUUCCUUAUUUUCAUUUUUUUUUCUUCCUUUCUUUAUUUUUUCUUUAAUUUUCUUCUUUUUUUUCUUUCUUCUUCUUUUCUACCAUUCGUUCUCUUUCUUUAUGCCCUUUCAUCCUUUUUUUCACUUUCUUCCUUCCUUCCUUCCUUCCUUCCUUCCUUCCUUCCUUCCUGCUUUCCCCCUUUCUUACUUCGUUCCUUCUUUCGUCUCUUUCUUUUCUUUCUUCUUUCAUCUCUCUUUCUUUUCUUUCUUUUUUCUUUCUUUCUUUCUUUCUUUUUUCUUUUUCUUUCUUUUCUUUCUUUCUUUUUUUGUUCUUUUCUUCUUUCGUCUUUUUUUCUUUCUUCUUUCUUUUUUCGUUUCUUUCUUCAUUCGUCCCUUUCUUUCUUUCUUUUUUCCUUUUUUUCUUUCUUUUCUUCCAUCCUUUUUGUUCUUUUCUUCUUUCUUUUCUUUUCUUUUCUUUCUUUCUUUCUUUCUUUCUUUUCUUUCUUUCUUUCUUUCUUAAAACAAUCCCUUUCUGCCUUCCUUCUUUUUUUUUUUUUUUUUUCGUCACUUUCAUCCUUCCUUUCUUCUUUCGCCCCUUUCUACUUCGUCUCUUCUUUCGUCUCUCUCUUCUUUCAUUCCUCCCUUUAUUCCUUCCUUUUUUCUUUCGUCAUUUUCUUCCAUCCUUCCUACUUUCGUCCCUUUCUUACUGCGUUCUUUCUUUCUUUCUUUCUUUCUUUCUUUCUUUCUUUCUUUCUUUCUUCAAUGUUUCUUAGUUAA